Messenger RNA from Neoarthrinium moseri, 996 nucleotides. RefSeq lists its product as uncharacterized. Gene Ontology annotation, molecular function: tRNA 2'-phosphotransferase activity. Lineage: Eukaryota; Fungi; Ascomycota; Sordariomycetes; Amphisphaeriales; Apiosporaceae. Gene Ontology annotation, biological process: tRNA splicing, via endonucleolytic cleavage and ligation. The transcript has 2 exons. The record is from RefSeq and is a predicted model, not a curated record. The coding region runs from base 1 to 996 and encodes 331 amino acids.
AUGGCUGACGGGGCGUACGAGGAUACAGCUGAGCGCCUGGAGUCCCUCGCCCUCAAGGGCAAGGGCCGCGGUGGCGGUGGUGGUGCCGCGGGCAAACGGGGUGGUGGAGGUGGCCGUGGCGGAGGCGAGCAGAACAGAGAGAUGAUCAUCAGCAAGGCGCUGUCGAAGCUGUUGCGGCACCAGGCCGCGGACGCUGGGGUCGAGCUGGACGCAGAGGGUUUCGCCGGCUUGGACAAGGUGCUUCAAUGGCAACGCAUCCGCUCACUCAAGCCAACAUUCGCGGAGAUCAAGGCUGCGGUAACAGAUAACGCCAAGCAGCGCUUCAGCAUGAAGCCCGCCCCAGGCUCAGAUGACCCCGAGUCUACCAACCCAGCGGAUUGGCUCAUCCGUGCCAACCAGGGCCACAGCAUCAAGCUGGAGAGCGAGGGCUUGCACACACCUAUCACCCUUGACAACAUCCCAGAGGUCGUCGUUCACGGUACCUACUUCGCCUUCUGGCCCCAGAUCGUCGAGAGCGGUGGGCUGAAGAAGAUGACCCGUACGCACGUUCAUUUUGGCACUGGAAUUCCUGAAGACAGGCAAGAAAUUUCCAAGGACGCCAAGGAAUCACAAGUUCAUGACGCCGGCGAUGAGGCGGCCGCCGAUGCUGCCAAGGAGCAAGGCCAGCCCAAGGUUAUCAGCGGCAUGAGAAACGAUGCCGAGCUGUUGGUCUUCGUUGAUGUGGCAAAGAGCAUCAACGAUGGCGAGAUGAAAUGGUGGUUGAGCUCGAAUGGCGUGGUCUUGACCGAGGGCAACGCCGAUGGUGUCGUACCCCUGAAGUACUUUAAGGAGGUUCGGGGGCGCAGGCAAGGCGUUGGCGAGCUGUGGAAGGAUGGCGAGAAGGUUGCCGACCUGCCGCCAAGUGUUGUCGCGAAGGUGCCGCAAGGGAAGAGAGCACAGGGCGGCGCAGGUCGUGGCCGAGGGGGCAAGAAGACUGGAGGGAAAACUGCAGCGUAA